Molecule: messenger RNA, 990 nt
Organism: Ricinus communis (castor bean)
Lineage: Eukaryota; Viridiplantae; Streptophyta; Magnoliopsida; Malpighiales; Euphorbiaceae
Product: transcription factor TCP11
Exons: 2
Coding region: 150-707 (185 amino acids)
Cellular component (GO): nucleus
Molecular function (GO): sequence-specific DNA binding; DNA-binding transcription factor activity
Source: RefSeq, a predicted model, not a curated record
ACCUCUCUUCUAUUUCAUUCAACUACUACUUAUAUAAAACCCUAAAUCCUCUCUCAAAAUCUCUCACUCUCACAUAAAUUUCAAAUCUUUCUUCACUGAUACAAAAUACCAGCGAAAACCCAUAAAUUAUUUUCUACUUUUCUAUCAUAAUGAGCUCUAAAAUGAUCUUCCAUAGCUCAAACCACCGUCAAGAGACCCCAAACCUUAAUAACUCACUAAUACCCGCACCCACCACCGAGUCACAACCCAGAACCCAACUCACUUCCCAUGGAAGACCUACUAAUUCACUAUCCAAAGACCGCCACACCAAAGUUAAUGGCCGUGGGAGGCGGGUCCGGAUGCCAGCUCUUUGUGCUGCUCGGAUCUUUCAACUGACUCGAGAACUAGGCCACCGUUCUGAUGGUGAAACUAUAGAGUGGCUUCUCCGUCAAGCAGAGCCUUCUAUAAUCGCUGCGACCGGCACUGGAGGUGGUGGUCAUGGUCAUGGCAUGUUUGCCCUAACUGCAGCGCCAAGCUGUCGUCUGGACUUGGAGUAUAGGCACAUGCCAUUUACUGCAUUGUUGCUGCAACCAGCUGCCGUUGUGGCUGCUGCCGCCGCUGCAGCUGCUGCGGAGGUAGGUGAAAGGCGUCAGCAGCAGGAGGAGGAGGAGGAGGAGGAGGAGGAGAAGAAGGUGCUUGGGAAUAAUGGUCAUCAGGAUAAAAUAUAGGAAAAGGAUUAGAAUUGGAUCAAGAUUAUAGUUUUUAUUUGAAGUAUAGGUUCCUUUAUGUUAAUUUGGUGGGUUUAAGGAUAUGCAUAGAGGGUUCUGGGUGGUGGAGCCAUAUGUGUGUGUGUGUCUUUCUUUUCUUUUUUGGAUUGGGUCAUGAAUCAAAUGUCUUCUUCCUUGUCAUGUUUUGGGGUUAUUAUGUUGGAAGUGAAGAAGAUCUGAAUUAAUUAAUGUGAUUGUUAGUAAUGGAAAAGUGAUAUGAAAUCCAUGGAAGCUAUUUCUGGUA